GCCAGCUCCAGGACCAAGGGAUCCUUUUGUCAAACUCGACUUAGAGCGGGGAUUGCAUAGAUAUAUAGUAGAUGCAUGCUCUUUGACAGAGAUCCGGAAAGCAAGGCCGAGAGACGAUAGCAAGCACAUACUGAAGAAGGAUUGAAGGACUGACAACGCGGAUCUUCUGGCAAGACCCUCUUUCCUUGAACACACAAGCAGCAAGCAGUAUAGCGAACCAAAUUUGAAAAGCAUACACGCACGAAUAACCAAAUAAUGUCUAAAUCGACAAUGUCAAACGGGAGCUCGACAGCUACCCAGCUCGCAGACCCCACCCUCACACACCGCUCCACCUCAUCCUCUAUCUCUACGUCUACUUCAGCUGCAACCACUCAACCGCUUCCCCCAGCGCACGUCUUCCAAACCUCUCCGUCCUCUUCCGGGCUUUCCUUGGAAGCUCGUCAUUACAAAGCACAUAACGAUAUCCCCAAUACCAUCCUCAGCGUUAGCAUCAUAAGCACUAUCCUCGGUGGGAUCCUCUUCACUUCUUUCACUCUUGUCGGACUCUCCCUGAGCGGAUGCAUCAAAUCCGGCACAAAUGGGGCAGAAUGGGGGACGUGGGCUAGACCGCAGUUGGGGGUCUAUUUCGGAUGUAUGGCCUUGUUCCACCUGAGCGAGUUUUGGACGACGGCAGGGUGGAACAAGGAUAGGUUGUCGGUGGAUGCUUUCUUGCUGAACAACGGUAACGGCUACAUCCUUGCGCACGUCGUCGGCCUCGUCGAAUACUUCGCCUGGUCGUACUUUUGGCCGAGGGAAGGGAGCUGGUGGAUAAGUUCCGGGUGGUUAUACGUCGUCCUCCCCGUCCUCCUCGCAGCCCAAGCGCUGAGGACGCUCGCCAUGGUCCACGCCGCCUCGUCCUUUUCCCACGAAGUCUCCCGAGGAGCCAAGGCUGAUGAUCAUACCCUCGUCACUAGGGGUGUCUAUCAGUUCUCCAGACACCCGUCUUACACGGGCUUCUUUUACUGGGCCGUAGCGACCCAAGUCUUGUUGGGCAACGUGAUCAGCGUCGCCGGGUUCGUCUACGUCCUCGCCAAGUUUUUCGAAGCCAGGAUCAUCGACGAAGAGAGACACUUGGUCAGGUUCUUCGGGCAGGACUAUGUGGAUUUCAGGAACAAGGUCGGGACGUGGUUGCCAGCCGGGUUGGUCGCCAAGGCAGCCCGAUGAGAUGAGGGCGAGAAGCAGAUAGGCAACCAAUCUCCACUUCAGAUGGCCAUGUUACCAAUUACCAAGAUGAAAGCUAUUAUAGUAGUAGUCGAUGGAAUGCGAUGUGAGAUUGCUUACCUGUGCAAGUUCCCAUGAUCUCUGUGUGUCUGUGUUUGAUUUGUGAUCUUCGUGCGCGCGCUAAGGGGAAAAGUCGAGGUUGAUGAUGGG
Messenger RNA from Filobasidium floriforme, 1410 nucleotides. RefSeq names its product protein-S-isoprenylcysteine O-methyltransferase. The transcript has 6 exons. The coding region runs from base 256 to 1203 and encodes 315 amino acids. Gene Ontology annotation, molecular function: protein C-terminal S-isoprenylcysteine carboxyl O-methyltransferase activity. Gene Ontology annotation, biological process: C-terminal protein methylation. Lineage: Eukaryota; Fungi; Basidiomycota; Tremellomycetes; Filobasidiales; Filobasidiaceae. Gene Ontology annotation, cellular component: endoplasmic reticulum; membrane. The record is from RefSeq and is a predicted model, not a curated record.